Thermothielavioides terrestris NRRL 8126 is the source of this 2598-nucleotide messenger RNA. RefSeq lists its product as uncharacterized. Gene Ontology annotation, molecular function: protein binding. The record is from RefSeq and is a predicted model, not a curated record. The transcript is spliced from 3 exons. Bases 101 to 2449 code for a protein of 782 amino acids. Gene Ontology annotation, biological process: anaphase-promoting complex-dependent catabolic process; protein K11-linked ubiquitination; positive regulation of mitotic metaphase/anaphase transition. Lineage: Eukaryota; Fungi; Ascomycota; Sordariomycetes; Sordariales; Chaetomiaceae. Gene Ontology annotation, cellular component: anaphase-promoting complex.
CAUCUUGCUCCUGGUCCCUUACCCAAGAUACGGCACCUAGUUAGCCAAUUUCAUUGACUUGCCGAGCAGGGGCGGCGACCUUCUUCACCCAUGGGACGCCAUGCCGCGGUAUCUCGCUCCUGCCAGGAUCGGCCUGCUGGCUCUCGUUGAACUGUACGCUGAAGGGGCCGUUCCGAACGAUGCCAUCAUUCCGGUGAUCGACUUCAUUACAACUCAUCUCCUGGACUGCAGCCUGAUCAAUCCAUCCGCGGGCCUCGCCGAGCGAUGGAAGAAGGCAGACAGCACGAUCAAACUGAUCGCGUCUGUCCACCACUUCGAGGAGUUGCUGGGCGGCUAUCCCGCCGCUGAUCGUCUGCCCGGCCGCCGCCUCUGGGACAGGUUCCUGGAGAAGCUCUGGGGGAUCGACUCGCUGCACAGCUUGCACGAGUUCUUUGACCAGUUACCGAACCUCCUGCAGAGGACGAAAGCCGAGCUGAGGGAGCUCGCGGCGCGGGGCGAGGAGCCUCCGUCCGGCGUGCUCUUCUCGCGCAACUCCCCAUUCGGCGUCUUCCUCAGGAGGUCGUACCUGGAGUUCUCGAGGAUGCAGUUCAGCCAGGCGGCUGAGCUCUGGAAGGUGUUCGUCAAGUACCGCCAGCCUACCGCGGCAUACUGGAGACGCCGCAACCCCCACUACAGCCGGCUCAGCUUUGACUCGGUGCUCUUGGCCGGCGAGCACGAAUGGGGCGAUCAAACGGACGAGAUUGCCGUGGCAGCGUACGGAAACAUGCUGCUUAUGGACGACGAAGAUGCUACGGUGCCUGUUAGCACCGACGAAAUAGAGAGCCUGCUUGAAUUCCAGAUUGAGCAGGUGCAGAAGUACGGAGUCAGGGUGCCGACAGAGAUCAGGGAGCAAUUUCAGACGCUGCUGAAGAGCAGUCGUACUGUCCCAAGCCUGUCGCAUUACCUCAGCUUUUCAGAUUCGUGGCGAGCUGGGGACCUCCCAGCGUCUUUCGAUUACCUCCACAGAUACUUCGACUACACCAUGCAGAGCCGGGAUCGAUUGUUCUACCAAUACGCCUUGCUCAACCUCGGCAUUGUGCAGUCGGACUUUGGCUGCCAUAGAGAGGCCGUGGCAACCAUGCUGGAAGCGAUCACAACAGCCAAAGAAAACAGAGAUACGACAUGCCUCAAUUUCGCUCUGAAUUGGUUCUUUCACUUUGGCAGAGCUCACCCUAACCUUGUCAGAGAGCUCCAAGACAGCAGCAUGCUUGGCACCGGUAAGGAGUCGCUCGUGUUCCUCCGGGCCAAAGCGAAGGAGACGGGCAUGUGGAUACUCUGGAGCUCGGCGCUCUUGAGCGAGGCCAAGCUUGGGCUCGCAAACGGCGAGAGUGUCUCGGCUUCCAUGGAAAGCAUGGUGCGAAGUUCCCAGCUCAUUGUGGAGAAGAAUGUGAAGACGAUGAUCGGCCCUCAGCUCUCGUUGGUCAUCGCUCUGUGGGAUAGGCUCGGUCUCGGUGUUCUUUCGACCAUGGUCUGCGACGUGUUUCUCCGCUGUCACGGGCGCAGCGCGGUCCUUGACGAUCGGCUGAAGCUCACCUGCCGGAUGGCCGGCUUACUGGCUGCGAAAGGGAAGUACGGGGAUGCGUUUGCGAAGCUGGACACCAUCGACCCGAGCAUGCUCCGCUCCGCAAAACCUGAUCAAUACUGGCACCUCUACCGUGGCAUUCUCAAACUGCGCCGCGAUCUCCAUCACAAUAACCUCGAAUCCGCUGAGAAUCUACUCUACCAGCUCCUCCAGAGCGGCCCGGAGGAUAUCGACCCCGAUCUGGUCUUCAUCAUUGACUCGUUACAUAUCGAGGCACUCACCCGGCGUCAGGACUUCAACGCUGCCUUCAGCAAGAUCGAAAAGCUCAUGUCCCAACUCCGGGAGGAAAACAGGGACGUGUCUCUUCGCAUCCGUCUACUGCUCGCCAAAGUCCACCUCUUUGACUGCAUCGGCCGGCCAGAGAAAGGUUUUACCCUUGCCAUGCGCGCAGCAGGCAUGGCGUGGCGCGCCCGUCUCGUCGCGUUGCUGUGGCAAGCAAUCGGCGCGGUAGCCAACAUUCUCAACGCGCUCGGCGAGUUCGCGGCCGCUGAGCAGCUUCUCGUCGCUGUCUUGCCCCGCAGCCUCGAGACGGAUGCGACCUACACAAACGGGGUGUUGUACAGCUUGCUGGCAGACGCGCGGAUAGGCCUGGCGGGAGAAGUGCAGGGCCGCGGCAGGGCGACCGAACGGGCCGAGAUGCUGGCUAAAGCCCUCAAGGCGCUCGACGCCGGGUACCAGUGCUUUUCGGCGGUGGAGGAUGUCAACAAGAGAUGCGAGAUGAUGGCGAAGAAAGCGACGGUUCUUAGGGCCGAGGGGGACCAUGUGCGAGCUGCUGAGUGUAUUGAUACGUAUCUGAGGUUAUGGGAGGAGGAGAUGGCAAGGAGAUAAUGCGGGACAGGAGAAUUAGCACGAGGCCAAGGGAAGAGAUGAAGGCAGGAACACCGAUGACAGCUUCUGAUAUUUGCGCUGGCGACUGUAUUGGUGUCGGUAAAAAGUGGCUGCCGAUUCGGGUAUCCCAAAUUUUAUGCCCGGCAAUG